AUGAACCUCAAAGCAUUCGCCAUUGUGUUUUUGACAACAUUUCUUCUCUGCCAAAACACCCACUCAGCGACUUUGAGGAGUCGUAGGUCCAUUGUCGGCCUUUCAGCUGUGGGAUCGAUACAAGGUGGUCAAACCGUGUCAACUGUUCAGGUUCUUAAUGAAUGGUGUACAAACCUGACGACACAUCUCAACACAACUUUGGAAAAGUUUGUAAGUGAAUUAUAUAUAGAGAAUACUUUACGGCAAUUGUGAGCGUGCGCUAUUAACGCACGAGUCGUUGACGAAUCAGAAAUCGAACGAGUGAGCGCAGCGAACAAGGGAGAUUUCUAUUACAUAAACAAUGAGGCACUUUCCAUGUGGUAUUGUGUUUAUUAUAUACAUACUGAGACGUUCAUCAUCUUGGCGGCCUUUUUAUUUCAAAUCUUUCCAAAAUGCUAAAUUUUGCCGCUAGUACACACCGUGAAAUGACAACGAAAUCGAAGUAUCAGCUAUGUAUUAGUAAAAACGUUGGUUAAAAUAUAAUGAGGGUAAGGAUAUGAAGUAAUCCAAGAACUACAUGGGCGCUUUCCAUUCAACAAAAAUUCCGGCUGGAAAUUUCGGACAUUUCUUGUGCCCAAUGGAACGGUACUUCCGGUUGCUCAAACCAGACCCAAGCCAUCGCGCGUUUAGUUAUUGUUCUUGUAAGCAGUAUACCAAAGAAGAGUACUGGGGACAAAUGGAAAGGGACGUUCGGUCCGACCGACCGAAACUACCAGACCGGUCAAAGUGGACCACCUUCAAUGCUGGUCUCGAACUGAUUCUGGUCGAACCGAACCAGAAUGGUCCGUUCCUUUUGAUGUACCAACCGAAAUUUCCGGAAUUUUGGGUUGAGUGGAAAGCGCCCCAAGUAAUCUUAACUGUUUAACCUGAAUGUGCCAUUGAAAAUAAAUGAAUUUACGCUUAAGCUUACGUAUCGUUCUGUUUUUCCCUUCUGCUAUUGUCUAGCCGGCUCUGUACAGUUUUCUUCAUCGACAGUGAAACAAACUUCUGAACAAACUCCAAUUUCCGAGAUGUUUUUCCCUUUUUUUACGAGAAAAACUCUUCGAGGAAAAUGUCUGCGAAGCGGCGCUGCAAGCUGCAAGCGCCUAUAAAGGGGGGAAUUUUGGCGCGAAACUCACACACCUUUGUCGCCUCUGAUUGGUCGUAUCACUUUUUUUCACUCGUGAAAACCAUCGUUCGCUCCUCUGAUUGGCUAGAACUCAUUUGCGUAUGAAAAUUUACGACACAGAUUUUUGGUGAGUAUUUCUCAGUAUGCAUAUAAUAAAUAAACAAGUACAAAAACUUGGAUAGUUCUAUUUUGAGGGCACGAAUCAAGAAAAUUUACACCAGCUAUGAGCUAUAGCCUAUAGCUAGUAGCUCAUGUAAAUUUUCUUCUUGCCUCAAAUUAUAACUAUCGUCAAGUUUUACCAUUUGAUCGGAUCAUCAGUUGCAAAAGCCAGGCCAAGAUCGUGUACUUGCAGGCUAUCAGAUGUUUGCGGAAAAUCUAAUAUAUUUUUCUUCUCUUUUGCUCAGUACUAAAUUUUGUUUCAGUUGGAUUGCAGUGGGAUACUUUCUACUAGGAUACUUUCGCUAGUCUCCGAUCACUAACUUACAGUGUGCUGUAUUUUUCAUCCCAGGCAUCUAUCCCUUUCAACAGAUCAAUGGGAAGCUCCUACAUUUCAGCCUCUUCAGGAGUGACGGUGAGUGCAGUGUUUUAAGACAAUGAAAGAUACCUCAAAGUUGCUAAGUAAAACAGUGGAAGCGUCGGUUAAGGCACCUUAUAACUUUGACAGAAGAUAGAUCCGUGAAACGCACCAAUCACAUUUAGAGUCUUCAGUCACAACCAAUAACACCACGGCUUACUUGACAGACGACCAAUAACAUUGCAAAUUAAUUGACCAAAGCGGUCAAUAACCAGAGAUUAAUGCCAUCAAAUGACCUGAUACAACUCACUUUGAAUCUGAAGACGACUACUGGACAGGUUGUCCAAAACGUCAGUCACGAUCACUGUUAACAACAGUCCUAUUCAGGGCUUUGCUCGGCCGAACGAUCACAUUCCACCUAAACUUACGAAGGUAUAGUAGUAUAGUAGAGAUUACUGAUCAUGGAUCUUUAUUCUCCUUCAGGUAUUGCAGAGGUUGACUUAUGACUUGAAUCAUAUCAAAAUCUACUCUUUAUUGUUUAGUCAAAUUCCAAGUGUCAUGACUGGUCCACAGUCUGAUCUGUGCUUGAAGGAUGGUGUUCGCCUCUUGUCAGGUCUCAUUAUUGGUAUGGAUGUGGCGGUAAGUAAUUCAUAUCCCAAAGCUUAAACUUCAGUUAAGAACUCCUUCAAUGCCAGUGUCAACUGGCGCUUAAAGUAGUUUUUAGGACUCCUCUUCGACUUUGAUCGUUUGUUUUCCAGUUUUAAGAGCGAGACCACGUAAUCUGGAAACUGUUUUCAAAUUUUGUCUCAUUUGCGUACCUAUGAAAAAAAGGCUAAAAGCAAAUUUCCUUGAAACCGUCACAUGACCAGUAAUGGGGCAAAAAUCUGUUUAUUGCUAUGACACGUUAUAGGCUCACAUCAUUGUCUAGAAACUCAAUGUCUAAAUAAUACAAACAAGAGAUGCGCCAAUGACAUGUUACACCAAAUUAAAUCGUGUCUUUCCCACGCUUUGCCCGUUGGUUUCAGGCUCACGACGCUCCAGUUUUUAAUCCAGGUUAAGACUUUUCUUGUCCCUCGAUGUGUUGUAAAUAUGAUUUAUCAACAGGCAUUUUAAUUCCUUUAAAUGAGUCCCCUCUCAAGAAGUGAAAAAGAUGAACGACUGCUGUGAAAAUUCCAAAUCAUCGUAUGCCAUCUUAAUAACUUUAAGAUCUUAUCAGUUAUCACUAUUUUAGCUUAUUUUCUCUAUUUCUCACAAUAGGAAGCCUACUUAAACGGUACUUCUUCAUUUCCGCCCCAGUUCCUUCAUGGGAAUAAGCUUGGCAGCCCAGCUCGGUACCAGGACCUCAGUCGUGAAAUGGCAGUGCUUAAAAGUCAAAUGAGAGAACUGGUCAUUAUUAUUGGCAAUAAUAUGUUUUCCAGCUCAGCGCACGUCGUUAGUGUAUAA
This is a messenger RNA of Porites evermanni, 3104 nucleotides long. The record is from the annotation of a GenBank genome assembly. NCBI's taxonomy places the organism in Eukaryota, Metazoa, Cnidaria, Anthozoa, Scleractinia, Poritidae.